This is a messenger RNA of Anoplopoma fimbria (sablefish), 1649 nucleotides long. Its product is annotated as upstream stimulatory factor 1-like. Gene Ontology annotation, molecular function: DNA-binding transcription factor activity, RNA polymerase II-specific; RNA polymerase II cis-regulatory region sequence-specific DNA binding; protein dimerization activity. Gene Ontology annotation, biological process: regulation of transcription by RNA polymerase II. Lineage: Eukaryota; Metazoa; Chordata; Actinopteri; Perciformes; Anoplopomatidae. The record is from RefSeq and is a predicted model, not a curated record.
UCCGCUGUCUCCCAUGGCUGGCUGCGCUCUGCUCGUCCACGACGGUCUGCUCGUCCACGACGCUCUGCUCGUCCCCGACGGUCUGCGGGCAUGAAGAGCCAACAGAAGAGCCCAGAGCCCGACGGGGGUGCUGUCCACGAGGAAGGGUCUGUAGCCACGGCAGAGGACCCGGCAGCUAUCGCCACCAUUCAGUCUGCUGCCACCUACAGCGACCAACCCAUCAAAUAUCUCUUCAAGACGGAGGGAGCAGGCGGACAGGUGACCUACAGAGUGAUCCAGGUGUCAGAUGGCCAGCUGGAGGGUCAGACGGACGGAGCUGCGGCCGUCAGCCUGGUCACCGGUUUCCCAGCAACCACUCAGACCGUCACACAGGCGGUGUUCUCUCAGCCCGACGGGUUGGAGAGCGACGGCAGCGCCGAGACGCAGUACACCUACUACCCCGCCACCAUCGCCGACGCCACCACCGGCACUAUGGUGACCACGGUGCAGGCCUCCGACACACUGCUGGGCCAGACCACACCCACUGGGCAGCUCUAUGUGAUGAUGUCACCACAGGAAGUUCUGACCGGCUGCAAUCAAAGGACAAUCGCACCUCGCACUCAGCCGUACAUUGCGAAGCAGGAAGCUCCUCGAGGUUCCAGAGACGAUAAACGGCGAGCUCAGCACAACGAAGUUGAGCGUCGGCGCCGAGACAAAAUCAACAACUGGAUCGUGCAGCUGUCAAAGGCCAUCCCAGACUGUAACAUCGACUACACCAAGACAGGACAGAGUAAAGGAGGAAUCUUGUCCAAAGCCUGCGAGUACAUCAAGGAGCUCCGGUCGAGCAACAUGAAGCUCGGCGACGACAUCAGCACUCUGGACCGACUCAGGAUCGACAACCAGCUACUCAGACAAGAGGUGGAAGACUGGAAGUCCAAGAAUCAGAUCCUGAGGAACCUGCUGCGACAGCACGGCAUCGUGGGUUCAUCCAGCACCGAACCCCAGUGAGGAAAACCUGAACCUGACGACCUCCAACGGGCCAAAAGAGUACUUGAAGUGCUUUGAGAUACUUUAUUAGUGAUGGAGAGUGCGCAAAAUAUGAAAAACAUUAAUAUUCAAGCUUCUUUGCCUCAUGACACUUUUGAAUAUUAUCUUUGAAGCUUUUUACAAAAUCAUUAACCUGGUGAAUAAAACCAAAUCAUAAAAAAAACAUGAAAAGAAAAAGAGAAUCAACUUUAGUUAAAGAAGUUUAAUGAGUUUGUCAAACAGUAUGAUUGUUUAUUAACCUCCAGUACAGUCCGCUCUAUAACACCAUCUUCUCAUCUUUAUAUUAACUCUGCAGUACAUCUCUGUAUCAUACGCACUCAUGUUAACGUCUCAUUUUAAAACAAAAAAACAGCGUACUCAUGCUUUCUGAUCAAUAUCACUUUGACCAGCUGGACAGAACGUUUGUCAUCCUGUUCAGCUCUUUUGCUUUUGUUAUUUUUAUUUUGUAAGUUUCACGAAAACCUCACUGGGGACGAUAAUUGCAUUGCAACAAUGUGACUAAAUAAACAGGCGUUGGUAAGCAUUGCAUUGUAGGUAGGCUAUGUAUGUCUUUAUAAUAAAAAAAUAAAUAAUAUGCUGUAUGUCAUAAGCCACUUUCAGCUGUGUUUAUUAAAGUUGGUAAA